CGCUUCUUCUUCCUUUACUUCUCUUCCUCCUCCUCCUCCUCCUCCUCCUCCUCCUCUUCUUCUUCUUCCUCGGCUUUUGGAGCCUCUCAGCCGGACUUCCCCCCAGGACUGAUCCCUGGAACCCAUUGGAUUACCGGAUCCCCCUCGGAGCCCUCGCCUGCUUGGAAGGGGCGGCGGGAGAGAGGGCUGCGCCGGGACCCGGCCGGCUGUCCGCCUGAAGCAUGGCCUCCUCCUCCUCCUCCUCCUCCUCCUCCUCCGCCUGGCGCCUGCUGGCCCUGGCCCUGGCCUUGGCCGCUCCGCUGCAGGGGGUCUGUGGCUCGGGGGUCUUCCAGCUGGAGCUGCGCGAGUUCCUGAACGGCCGGGCGGCCUUGGCCAGCGGGGAGCUCUGCCGGGGCGGCUGCCGCACCUUCUUCAGGGUCUGCCUGAAGCACUUCCAGCUGGUCAUCUCCCCGGAAGGCUGCACCUUCGGCAGCCUGGUCACCCCGGUCCUGGGCACCAACUCUUUCGCCGUCCCCGCCGCCAGCAGCGCCCAGGGCCCCGGCAGCCCCCUCCAGCUGCCCUUCAACUUCACCUGGCCGGGCACUUUCUCGCUGAUCAUCGAAGCCUGGCACGCUCCUGAAGGUUACCAUCCAGCAGGUUCUGAGCCCCCAGCCAAGAAAUGGCUGAUCAGCCAAAUGGCCAUCAAACGCUCAUUGGCAGUGGGCGAGGACUGGUCCCAGGAUGAGCAGAGCAAUGAUCAGGCCAAGCUCCGAUACUCCUACCGGGUUGUCUGCAAUGAACACUACUAUGGCGACAAUUGCUCCCGUCUCUGCAGGAGCCGAGAUGACCACUUUGGACACUACAUCUGUGGACCUGAUGGCAGCAUCGCAUGCAUGCCAGGAUGGACUGGGAACUAUUGCACUGAAGCUAUCUGUCUAGCUGGUUGUCCAAAGAAAAAUGGAUUUUGCCAAAAUCCAGGAGAGUGCAUAUGCCGCAGCGGUUGGCGAGGCCGUUAUUGUGAUGAAUGCAUUCCUCAUGUAGGUUGCCGACAUGGAACCUGUACAACACCAGGGAAGUGCAUAUGUGAUGAAGGAUGGGGAGGCCUCUUCUGUGAUCAAGAUCUGAACUACUGCACCCAUCAUAGACCCUGUAAAAAUGGAGCGACUUGCAUGAAUACUGGCCAGGGAAGUUACACGUGUUCCUGCAAAGAAGGGUUUACUGGCAUUGACUGCGAACGGAAUAUCAGUGUAUGUGACAGUAACCCCUGCAAGAAUGGAGGAAGUUGCACGGAUUUAGGGAAAGAUUACAAAUGUACAUGUCCCCGAGGAUAUGAUGGGGUCAGCUGUGAGCACAGUGCCUUGACUUGUGUUGAUUCUCCGUGUUUUAAUGGUGGCACAUGCCUGGAAAGGGAACAAGGAACCAGCUAUGCUUGCCUGUGCCCUGUGGGCUUUACAGGAUCUAACUGUGAGAAAAAAGAAGACAGGUGCACCAACAAUCCUUGUGCUAAUGGUGGGCAGUGUUUUGUGUUGGGCCAGCAACAUGUGUGUAUCUGCCGUCCUGGCUUCUCUGGACAGAAAUGUGAGAUCAACAUCAGCAAGUGCUCCAGAAAUCCAUGCUCCAAUGGAGGAUCUUGUCAUGACCUUUUGAAUACACAUGAUUACACAUGUACUUGUUUGCCAGGCUUCACUGGUAGAAAUUGUGAUAUAAGAACUAGAGAUGGAUGUGCCUCUGGGCCAUGCCAGAAUGGAGGAACAUGCUACGUUGGGCUUUAUGCUCCCAGUUUUGCCUGCCACUGUCCCCCUGGUUUUGGGGGCAGCCAGUGUGAAUUUGCAGUAUAUCCUUUCACAAAGCCAGAGCUUCCUAAACCAGUUCCAUGGGUGGCUAUAUCCAUGGGUGUUGGGCUAGUGGCUCUCCUCGUCCUGUGCUGCAUGAUUGCAAUCGUCAUCCGGCAGAUGCAGAGGCAGCCAGAGCAGAACUCUGAAGCCAUGAACAACCUGUCUGACUUCCAGAAGGAAAAUCUCAUCCCAGCCUCUCAGCUUAAAAACACCAAUAAAAAUAAAGACCUCGAAGUAGACUGUGUGCUGGAAAAAUCAAAUUACAAACUGAAGAAUCACACAUUGGAUUAUAACCUGGUGAAGGAACUGACAAGUAGAGGGAUUCAGGAAGACAAAUACCAUAAAAGUGAAAAAUGUAUAGGAGAGAAAUCACCCUUCUGGUUACACAGUGAAAAGCCAGAAUGUAGAAUAUCAGCAAUAUGCUCCCCAAGGGAUUCCAUGUACCAGUCUGUCUUUGUGAUAACCGAAGAGCGAAAUGAGUGUGUUAUAGCCACAGAGGUAUAAGAAUGAAGGCUGCUCAUUUUGCACCUCGGUUUUUGAGGUGCCACAAGGUGGACAUUCCCGCUACAUUGUUUACAAUUCAGAAUUGGAUUGGACCUUUAAUUUUUUAUUAAUUAUAUGCAAUUUGCUGCUCUCAGGAGGAGGAGAGAUGAAAAUGGGUGAACUGGACAGACUGUGAAUUUAAAAGCUGCAAUACACCUUUUGUUUCCUGUUUCCUUAUUUUGAAGCCUGAUCGGAGGAAUGUAACUGACUACAGGGACGAGAGAGGAAGAGACUGUAUCUCUUUCUAGCCUUUGAAAUUGCAUUGCUGCCAGUUGCUCAUGAACAGUUGUAUGACUUUCCAGAACUUCAGUUUGGGAGGUGCCAGUCAAUGCAGAAGGCACUCAGCCAUCAUCACAGAGCCUACCAGCAAUACUGUGAGAAGAAUGAAUGAAGAAACCCGUUUUUCUAUGCAGAAAAUGGAUACAGAAUAAAUGAAGUCACCAUUUUUUCUGGAUUUGAAAGUGCCUAAAGCGUGUCUGAGAAUCUAGAGAGCCCAAAUCAAGGCAUAACUGCCUCCCCCCCUAACUUGCAGUACCCCAACAGUAUUGGCCAGAAGUGGCAACCAAUACCUUUUGUUGAUCCUCCCUUUUCCAGCCCCUUUCCCUUCCAUGUAUCGCUCACAGACAGUGUAAGGAAAGAUUAAGCAUUUCAUUGCUUAACGAUGAUGAUUAUGCUUUGGUGAACUAAGCUGUAAGUUAGAAUUUGUUCUUAUUAUUGAACCAUAGGAACAUCUGUGGACUUAAAUGGGGGGGGAAAAGAGGAUACUUCUCCAAAACAUGAGGAAACUUAAUUCCAUGAUCAAUGAAAGCCUUACAAGUGCGUUUAAAAUCAAUCAGCUUUUUAAUGCCUUUUGCACUACUAGUCACCAUGAAUAGAAGUAUGUUUCUUUGUAUGCAUAAGAAAGGACUUGGAUUUGUGUUAGAUAUCUCAGUCUGGUGCCACCAUAAUAAUUGCAAACAAUUUCAGACAGGGAAGUGUUAUAAGCCCUGCCUUAAUAUCUGUUGCUACAGAACAACCAUCACUACAAAUCCAUCCCUUCCCCCGAAGUCUAGCAAAGACUAAGCUAUGAAAGGGGACUUCUUCAGAGAUUAUACUGUGUGGAAAACUUUAAAUCUCUUGCUCUGGCGUGCUUGUCCAUUCCUUCACAGUACUACGAGGAAAGGAUUAACUUUAAACUUUUGAGUCCAAAGGAGCAGCUCUGAAAUGGAAAACUGUGCACAAAGACUCUCUUAUGCAUUUACAGCAAUAAUAAUAGACAUUUCAGAUAGGAAGUGCUAUGAUGUUUAUAGUGAUAAACAAGUACUGUGGGAAACAAAAUGUGGCGGAAGCCGAGAGAGGAAGCCAGUUUUCAUUCAAGGAAGCUGGGAUUGUACUUUCUGUGGAGGAAAAGCAAUGUUCCUGACCUUGUAAAUCCCAGCAUUGGAUUAGUCCACCUACAGCCUUGAAUUGUGCAAGCAAGAUCUUGCUUGGAAUGUUCACUACAGACCUUCUGGUCUGGCAAUUCAAGACCUUUAUGGAGACAACCUUCAGAAAUCAAUAAUAUGGUUUAUACUAGUGUCUGUUUGUAGUUUAUUUUGAAGUCUAGUAUUUCAGUAAUUUAAAAAGAGAAUCAGAAGCACUGAACUUUCUACGUUUUAUAACAUUAUUUUGUAUAUAAUGUAUAUUUAUAAUCAAAAACAGAAGUGUAAAUAUGUUUAUUACUUAUGUAAUGUUUUUAUGUGAUGAAAAAAGUUUGAAUUUUAUUUUUUUUUCAAAUAAUGAAAAUACCUUCC
Sceloporus undulatus (fence lizard) is the source of this 4129-nucleotide messenger RNA. It is a transcript of the gene DLL4, whose product is annotated as delta like canonical Notch ligand 4. The transcript has 11 exons. The record is from RefSeq and is a predicted model, not a curated record. Gene Ontology annotation, molecular function: calcium ion binding; Notch binding. Gene Ontology annotation, biological process: multicellular organism development; Notch signaling pathway; cell communication. Gene Ontology annotation, cellular component: membrane. Bases 222 to 2318 code for a protein of 698 amino acids. Lineage: Eukaryota; Metazoa; Chordata; Lepidosauria; Squamata; Phrynosomatidae.